GUAGAGACCCGGCGCUGGCGAAACCGACCAAACCGGAGUUACCGACCCGACUGUCCCGCGAGCGAAAGCUGGAAAUAAUACCUAAACCUACUUCUUGACAUGGUAUCAAAACAGAGCUUUUGCUGAGAGUUUGAUUUAUAAAGAAAUUAUGGUUCGACUGACCUUGGAUCUAAUUGCCAGAAACAGCAAUCUUAAACCCCGAAAAGAAGAAACCAUUUCACAGUGCCUGAAGAAAAUAACUCAUAUAAAUUUUUCAGACAAAAAUAUAGAUGCAAUUGAAGACCUCUCUCUUUGCAAAAAUCUUAGUGUUUUAUAUUUAUAUGAUAAUUGUAUUAGUCAAAUCACUAACCUGAAUUAUGCCACAAAUCUGACCCACUUGUACCUACAAAACAAUUGUAUUUCAUGUAUAGAGAACCUCAGGUCAUUAAAGAAACUGGAAAAACUGUAUCUGGGAGGCAAUUACAUUGCUGUCAUAGAAGGUUUAGAAGGAUUAGGAGAACUAAGAGAGCUUCAUGUUGAGAAUCAGAGGCUUCCCCUCGGGGAAAAGCUUCUGUUUGAUCCAAGAACUCUUCAUUCUCUGGCAAAAUCCCUCUCUAUAUUGAAUAUCAGCAAUAAUAAUAUUGAUGACAUUAGAGACUUAGAAAUACUGGAGAAUCUUAAUCAGCUCAUAGCCGUUGACAACCAACUUCUGCAUGUGAAGGAUUUGGAGUUUUUACUGAACAAGUUGAUGAAGCUGUGGAAAAUUGACCUAAAUGGAAAUCCUGUUUGUCUCAAACCAAAAUACAGGGACAGACUGAUACUGGUGUCCAAAUCACUGGAAUAUCUUGAUGGAAAAGAAAUUAAAAAUGUAGAAAGACAAUUUCUAAUGAAUUGGAAAGCAUCCAAAGAUGCCAAGAAAAUCAGCAAAAAAAGGAGCAGUAAAAGUGAGGAUGCAAGCAACUCACUCAUAAGAAUCUCUCUUUGAAGCAAUCUGAAAGCUUGCUGACAAAAAAUGAUGUGCAUGAACCUCACCUUUUCCAUAACCCCAAAGAAAAAGAAAAUUUGUUUGCAGAAAAUGAGUAAAUUCAGCCUCAAGUGACAGGAAAUGUUUGAUUUUGUUUUUAACCUUAUAGGACUAGGCAACAAUAUCUUUUGUGGGUUUGUAGCUUUAUGGUACCUCACAUAGAAAAACGUUUAA
Piliocolobus tephrosceles (Ugandan red Colobus) is the source of this 1177-nucleotide messenger RNA. RefSeq names its product protein phosphatase 1 regulatory subunit 42 (gene PPP1R42). The coding region runs from base 149 to 964 and encodes 271 amino acids. Gene Ontology annotation, molecular function: protein binding. The transcript has 8 exons. The record is from RefSeq and is a predicted model, not a curated record. NCBI's taxonomy places the organism in Eukaryota, Metazoa, Chordata, Mammalia, Primates, Cercopithecidae.